AUGGUGGCCGAGCCAAGAACCCCCGAGCCGCCAGUCGGGUACAACACCGGCCAGGAAAUGAUGGCACGCGGUCCGUACGCACUGCACGAAGACAUCUCCGCCAAGGUGGAGACCGCGCUCGGGCGCGCGAUGGCCCAGAUGGAGGUGCACUUCAAGCACGUGUCGUUGGCAGCCGACCUCGUGGCUGUCCACGACCCGCGGCAUCGUCGGCGCCUGGACGCCAACGACCAGGAGAUCGCCGACCCGCGUAACGAACUGCCGACGCUGCCCAACCACGUCAUGAAGAAGGUCGCCGCGGUCUCCGCCAAGAAGCACUCGGUGCGCAAGCACAUCCUGCACGACGUCACAGGCUCCUUCCGCCCAGGAACGGUCACACUUAUCCUCGGUCAGUCCGGCGCCGGCAAGUCGGCCCUCAUGAAGCUGCUGAGCGGACGGUUCCCGAUGAAGAAAGAGAUCUCCGUCGAGGGCGAGAUGACGUAUAGCGGCGUCCCCCGCGAGAAACUGCUGAAGCGCCUACCGCAACUCGUCAACUACGUGACUCAAAAUGACACUCACAUGCCGACCAUGACCGUCCGCGAGACGUUCGAGUUCGCGCACGAGUGCUGCGGCCCGCACCUGGACAAGCGGACGUCGGAGCUCCUCUCGCGUGGCUUGCCAGCGGAAAACGCGUCUGCUCUGCAAGCCGCCAGCAGCGUCUUCAAGCACUACCCGGAGAUCGUCCUCCAGACGCUCGGACUAGAAGACUGCCAGCACAUGAUCGUGGGCAAUGCGCUUCACCGCGGCAUCUCCGGUGGCGAGAAGAAGCGCAUGACGACCGGCGAAAUGGAGUUCGGCAUGAAGUACGUCACGCUCAUGGACGAGAUCACGACGGGACUUGACAGCGCUGCGGCGUUCGACAUUAUCGCGGCGCAGCGUAGUAUGGCCCAGCGCUUCCACAAGACGGUGGUCAUUUCGCUCCUGCAGCCGUCGCCUGAGGUGUUUGAGCUGUUUGACAGCGUCCUGCUCCUUAACGAGGGCCGCGUGUUGUACCAUGGACCCACGUCUCAGGUGCAGCAUUACUUCGAGUCACUUGGCUUCAUCUGUCCGCCGAGGAGAGACAUCGCCGACUUCCUGUGCGACCUCGCCACGCCCCAGCAGAUCCAGUACCAGCAAGGUCGACCCCCUCAGGAGCAUCCCACCCACCCGAUGCUUGCAAGCGAGUUCGCCGAUCUGUGGGUCAACUCUUCGCUCUACCAAGUGCUUGAGAGUGAGGACGAUGCGCGAGCUGCAGCCCUAAAAGACUCCGUCGACGCUGCGAACUUCAUGAAACCAGUGCGCGAGUUCCAUCAGAGCUUCUGGCCGAGCACGUGGACGCUGAUGAAGCGCCAGUUCAUCCUGACGAAGCGCAACCACGCGUUCCUCAUCGGCCGCGCGAUGCUUGUGAUCAUCAUGGGGCUCAUCUUCGCGAGUCUCUUCUACCAAAUGGACAUGGCGGACACCCAAGUCACGAUGGGCGUCAUCUUCGCCGCCAUGCUCUUCCUGGGGCUGGGCCAAGCUGCAAUGCUGUCGACGUUCUACGACUCGCGCAACGUCUUCUACAAGCAACGCGCCGCCAACUUCUACCGCACCUCGUCCUUCGUGCUGGCGUCGUCAAUCAGCCAGAUCCCGUUGGCGUUGUUGGAGAGUCUCAUGUUCGGUUCGCUCGUCUACUGGGUGGGCGGGUUCGUGAACGAAGCGGGCGCGUACUUGCUGUUCGAGCUCUUCCUCAUGCUCGUCAUCUUGGUGUUCCUGGCGCUGUUCUUCUUCCUCGUCGCAGCGACGCCGAACUUGAGCAUCGCCAAGCCCGUCGCAAUGGUCAACUUGAUGAUCUUCAUUCUUUUCGGCGGCUACGUCGUGGCCAAGAACAGCCUCCCCGACUGGCUAAUUUGGCUCUACGGGAUCGACCCCGUGGCUUGGACCGUGCGCAGCGCCGUCGUGAGCCAGUACCGCAGCAGCGAGCUGGAUGUCUGCGUCUACGAGAGCGUGGACUACUGCGCGGCGUACAACAUGACCAUGGGUCAAUAUGCCCUCAGCCUCUUCGACGUGCCCUCGGAGAAGAGCUGGGUGGGGUACGGCAUCCUCUUCAUGGCAGGCGCCUACGUGUUCUUCAUGAUGAUGUCGUACUUUGCGCUCGAGUACCACCGCUACGAACGACCAGAGCAUAUCGCGCUGCCACACGAAGAGAAGGAGACUGCUUCCACCGAUGACGAGGAAGGCUACGGCUUGAUGAAGUCUCCACGGACGGACACUCCGAGCAGCGGGGACGUGGUGCUUCGUGUGAACAGCUCACACCCCGAGAGAAAUGUGGAUCCUGUUUCAGUCGCCUUCAAAGACCUCUGGUACACCGUGCAAGCUCCUGCUGGACCUGGUCAACCGGUACAGUCGCUCGACUUGCUGAAGGGUAUUACUGGAUACGCCCCCCCUGGAAAAAUCACUGCCUUGAUGGGCUCGACUGGCGCCGGCAAGACGACGUUGAUCGACGUGAUUGCUGGACGCAAGACCGAGGGAACAAUCAAGGGCAAGAUCCUGCUGAAUGGUUUCGAGGCCUCCGACCUGAGCGUUCGUCGCUGCACAGGCUACUGUGAGCAGAACGACAUCCAUUCGACCGGCUCAACGUUUCGCGAAGCCAUCACCUUCUCAGCUUUCCUUCGUCAGGGCUCGGACGUCCCCGACAGCCGCAAAUUCGACACUGUUGAUGAGUGUCUCGAGCUGCUUGGCCUUGAAGAAAUCGCGGACCAGAUGAUCCGAGGCAGCUCCAUGGAGAAAAUGAAGCGCCUCACGAUCGGUGUCGAGAUGGCUGCGCAGCCGAGUAUCCUCUUCUUGGACGAACCCACCAGUGGACUUGACGCGAGAUCUGCCAAGGUCAUCAUGGACGGAGUCCGAAAGGUGGCAGACUCGGGACGUACGGUGCUGUGCACCAUCCAUCAGCCGUCUACCGAUGUGUUCCACUUGUUCGAUAGUCUUCUGCUCCUCAAGCGCGGCGGCGAGACGGUGUACUUCGGCGACCUGGGGCACGAAUGCAGUGCCCUAAUCAACUAUUUUGAAGCCAUUCCGAGUGUGCAGCGAAUCACGGACGGAUACAACCCCGCCACAUGGAUGCUGGAAGUCAUCGGUGCAGGUGUCGCAAGCCAACGCCAAGUCGGCCAGGCAAAUGAAGACCAGCAGCCCAUUGAUUUCGUCAAGUAUUUCCAUGCCAGCGCAAACAAGAAGUCUCUCGAUGGCAAGAUGACCGAAGCUGGUCUGUUCCAGUCGUCCGACCACUUAAAGCCGGUGAGCUACUCCAAGAAGCGUGCGGCGUCCAGCGCCACGCAGCUCCGCUUCCUUCUUGAUCGCUUCUUCACCAUGUACUGGCACACUCCAUCGUACAACUUGACUCGGCUCUGCAUCUCAAUCUUCCUCGGCUUGGUCUUCGGCUUGGUGUACAUCAGCGCAGAGUUCAAAACCUACCAGGGCAUCAAUAGCGGGCUUGGCAUGGUCUUCAUUUCGACGGUCUUCAUUGGGGUGUCCUUCAUCAGCAUUCUGCCUAUGGCGUUCGAGGAGCGAGCCGCAUUCUAUCGAGAGCGCGCAUCACAAACUUACUCUGCUCUCUGGUACUUCGUCAGCUUCACGAUCGUCGAGCUCCCGUACGUGUUCGUCGGCGCCGCGCUGUUCACGGUCAUCUACUACCCCAUGGUUGGGCUGGAGGGCUUCGUCAACGGAGUCGUGUACUGGAUCAACGUGGCUCUGAUGAUCCUCUUCCAAGCGUACAUGGGCCAACUGCUGGUCUUCGCGCUGCCCAGCAUCGAGGUCGCCGCAGUGAUCGGCAUCUUGUUCAACGCCAUCUGCCUCCUGGUCAUGGGCUUCAACCCUCCGGCGAUGCAGAUCCCUCAGGGCUACAAGUGGCUCUACGCGAUCGCGCCGUUGCGCUACUCGUUCUCUGCGCUCGCAGCCAUCGCCUUCGGCAAGUGCUCCAACAAGCAGCUCGUGAACAUCAUGGUGGCAAGCGCCAGUCCGGGCGGCAUCGCGCCGCUCGACAUGUCCGACUACCCGCACGGCUGCCAGAUCGUGCAGAACGCGCCUGCCACAGUCGGAGAGAUCCCAGUGCAGACGUACGUCGAGGCUGUCUUCGGCAUCAAGAACGCGCACGUGGCCCAGUAUUUCGGCAUCAUGGUCGGGAUGAUCGUGUUCUUCCGCGUGCUCACGGCGCUGGCCAUGCGCUACAUCAACCACCAGCAGCGGUAA
Molecule: messenger RNA, 4239 nt
Organism: Phytophthora sojae
Lineage: Eukaryota; Oomycota; Peronosporomycetes; Peronosporales; Peronosporaceae
Product: pleiotropic drug resistance protein ABC superfamily
Exons: 1
Coding region: 1-4239 (1412 amino acids)
Biological process (GO): transmembrane transport
Cellular component (GO): membrane
Molecular function (GO): ATP binding; ATP hydrolysis activity; ABC-type transporter activity
Source: RefSeq, a predicted model, not a curated record